This is a messenger RNA of Haplochromis burtoni (Burton's mouthbrooder), 5612 nucleotides long. Its product is annotated as peripheral plasma membrane protein CASK. Gene Ontology annotation, biological process: regulation of neurotransmitter secretion; protein phosphorylation. Gene Ontology annotation, molecular function: ATP binding; protein kinase activity; signaling receptor binding. The record is from RefSeq and is a predicted model, not a curated record. Gene Ontology annotation, cellular component: plasma membrane; cell-cell junction; basolateral plasma membrane. The coding region runs from base 1640 to 4336 and encodes 898 amino acids. NCBI's taxonomy places the organism in Eukaryota, Metazoa, Chordata, Actinopteri, Cichliformes, Cichlidae. The transcript is spliced from 30 exons.
AAAGGCUUGGCGCCAAGAUGGAGGAUAAGGGAGCAGUUUCAUAACUCCCGUGUAGGAGGAGCUUGGUUUUCUGGAAGCUCUGUAGAGCUGAGCGUCCGGGCCAAACGGGCGAUAGUGGGAAGAAAUAAAAGGUAAACCAGAGGCUGCAAAGUCUUGUCAAGCCGAGGUAAAAGACGAGGAGUGCGACGCGCGUGGUUUUGUACGCCAAGGACUUGAACCAGGUCGUCCGUUACACUACAAGAGGACUCUGUGUAUAUGCGCGCGCACACCCCCGAAAACACUGAAGAGUAAACCCGCAGCUGUUUGGGAUGUGAAGAUAACCGUAACCCACCUGGUUCAGCGCUGUAACCCGAACCUGAUGCACAACACUGCCUUACCGGCUCGUUUCGCCCUCUGUCAGCACAACACUGAAAACGGUGACCAUGUCUGCGUCGUUACGGGGAUUGUCACGCUGGUGAAGUAGUUUACUAUGUUGUUUGACAACCCUGUGAGGUUUGCUUUUUGAAACGGGGGGGGGGCACGAUACCGGGAAAGGCGGGGCAGAGCCCUGGAAUACGCAGCUCUUCCCUGUGCCGGUUCACUCGCAGCGGGGGAUUUUUAUUUUUUGGGGGGAAGCGGGUACAGGGGUCGACGAAGGAGGCAACAACUGGGAUUUGGAAACCUUUCUUUGCAACUCUUUCCCGACUUACCCUGCUGCUGGCGACACGAGCGGCGUUUUGUCAGUUAUUCCUGACACUGUCGUCUGCCCGUAGCACUCCUUUUAGGAACAUAAAUUGAGGUUUGGGACGCAUUUCUUUUGGUGGGGGGGUGGGGGGUGGAUAAUUUUUCCCCAACCGGGGUCGGACUAUGGCGGACGACGACAUUCUCUUUGAAGAUGUGUACGAGCUCUGCGAGGUCAUCGGCAAGUAAGUGUUGCUCUGUUGCUUUUUUUUGUUGUUGUCAUUUUGCAGUUUUUCUCGUUGGCUUUCCGAUUGCCCCCCUCUGAUGUUCCUGAAGAUCUGGCACACGCGCUCCUGCACGCGCAGCCUGAAGCGUCCCCGUGCGCGCCCACAACAAGCGUGGCAAUAUUUGUGUAGGAACUAAUGGCCAGUCCUUGGUCAUCAGAAGUGAACGUAAACAGACCCUAAUCCUACUUUUGCGCCCUAUGUAGCACUAUAUCGUUCUACAGAGGCGCAAGCCUCCCCCGAAACAACUUAUCACGGGAGAUGUAAUUGUCUCUUUAUGAUGGCACGAGCUCAUAACACCAAGUUUUAUCGCCCUUAUUCCCAGAUGAAGCUAAAGAGCCGUUGUGCCUGCGUGGGUUGUGUGUUGCAGUUGCCCAUACACGCACUACUUGGCUACGCGGCUGUGCUUUGACUUGGUGGCACUUGUCAACUUGCUGCAGAGAUUAAAGGGCAGGGCACACACCGUCCAUGAGUCAUGCUGUCCGCACAUUUGGCGAGCGUUAGUGACCGAAGGUCUAAUCCAGACUACUUGGGAGUAACAUUCCCUGCACGGGGGUCCCUUCAGUGUGGUGAGGAGAUGCAUCAACAGAGAGACGGGGCAGCAGUUUGCUGUCAAAAUCGUGGAUGUGGCCCAGUUCACCUCCAGCCCUGGUCUCAGCACAGAGGAUCUGAAGAGGGAGGCCAGUAUCUGCCACAUGCUGAAGCACCCCCACAUUGUGGAGCUGCUGGAGACCUACAGCUCAGAUGGGAUGCUCUACAUGGUGUUUGAGUUUAUGGAUGGAGCGGACCUGUGUUUUGAGAUCGUGAAGAGGGCAGACGCUGGCUUUGUCUACAGUGAAGCCGUGGCCAGUCACUACAUGAGACAGAUCCUCGAGGCGCUACGCUACUGCCACGACAACAAUGUCAUCCACCGAGAUGUCAAGCCUCACUGCGUGUUGCUGGCAUCUAAAGAGAACUCGGCUCCAGUGAAGCUGGGCGGGUUCGGAGUGGCGAUCCAGCUCGGAGAGUCAGGACUGGUGGCAGGAGGUCGCGUAGGAACUCCCCAUUUUAUGGCCCCAGAGGUGGUGAAGAGAGAGCCGUAUGGUAAACCCGUGGACGUGUGGGGCUGUGGCGUUAUCCUCUUCAUCCUCCUCUCGGGGUGUCUCCCUUUUUAUGGCACCAAGGAGCGUCUGUUUGAAGCCAUCUGCAAGGGCAAAUACAAGAUGAAUCCCCGCCAGUGGAAUCACAUCUCAGAGAGCGCUAAGGACUUGGUGAGGCGUAUGCUGAUGCUGGAUCCCGCCGAGAGAAUCACAGUCUACGAGGCUCUUAACCACCCCUGGCUCAAGGAGAGGGAUCGGUACGCCUACAAAAUCCACCUGCCGGAAACCGUGGAGCAGCUGAGAAAGUUCAACGCCAGGAGGAAGCUCAAGGGGGCCGUGCUGGCUGCAGUGUCCAGUCACAAGUUCAACUCCUUCUACGGAGAUCCACCCGAGGAACUCCAAGACUUCUCCGAUGAUCCCACAUCCUCAGGACUGCUAGCAGCAGAACGUGCUGUGUCUCAGGUGUUGGACAGUUUAGAGGAGAUCCACGCUUUGACGGACUGCAGUGAAAAAGAUUUAGAUUUCCUCCACAGUGUUUUCCAGGACCAGCAUCUACACACACUGCUCGAUCUCUACGAUAAGAUCAACACCAAGUCAUCCCCACAGAUCCGAAACCCCCCCAGUGAUGCCGUGCAGAGAGCCAAAGAGAUUUCCUCCCAAGAUGGAGCCUGUGGCGCUUUGAAACUUCUGGAAGAUGUACUGGAAGAGAUCUCUUGCUACCCAGAGAAGCACGAAGCUAAGGAACUCAGACGGAUAGUAACCCAGCCACAUUUCAUGGCAUUGCUGCAGGCCCAUGACGUAGUGGCCCACGAGGUUUACAGUGACGAGGCUCUGCGGGUGACACCUCCACCCACCUCACCCUUCCUGAACGGAGACUCCCCCGAGAGUGCCAACGGAGACAUGGACCUGGAGAACGUCACCAGAGUCCGUCUGGUCCAGUUUCAGAAGAACACAGAUGAGCCAAUGGGUAUCACAUUGAAGAUGAACGAAUCAAACCACUGCAUCGUCGCAAGGAUAAUGCACGGGGGGAUGAUCCACAGACAGGGAACAUUGCAUGUUGGAGAUGAGAUCAGGGAAAUCAACGGCAUCAGUGUGGCCAACCAGACUGUAGAGCAGCUGCAGAAGAUGCUGCGAGAGAUGCGCGGCAGCAUCACUUUCAAAAUAGUACCAAGCUACCGGACGCAGGGCUCAUCCUGUGAGAAUGAGUCCCCCACCACCUCCAGGCAGUCCCCUGCCAAUGGCCACUCCAGCAUUAACAGUUCUAUCUUGGACCUGCCAUCUACCAUCCAGCCCAAGGGUCGACAGAUUGUAUCCAGACCUCCAAUCAAGGACAAAAUGUCAGUGAAGAUCUACGUGAGGGCCCAGUUUGAAUAUGACCCCUCCAAGGAUGAGCUCAUCCCCUGCAAGGAGGCCGGCAUUCGCUUCCGUGUGGGCGACAUCAUCCAGAUCAUAUCCAAGGAUGAUCACAAUUGGUGGCAGGGCAAGCUGGAGAACACUAAAAAUGGCACAGCCGGCCUCAUCCCGUCACCAGAACUACAGGAGUGGCGGGUGGCGUGUAUAGCCAUGGAGAAGACGAAGCAGGAGCAGCAGGCCAGCUGUACCUGGUUUGGCAAGAAGAAGAAGCAGUACAAAGACAAGUAUUUGGCAAAGCACAACGCAGUGUUUGACCAACUAGACCUUGUCACAUAUGAGGAGGUUGUGAAGCUUCCUGCCUUCAAGAGGAAAACGCUAGUUUUGUUAGGCGCUCAUGGAGUGGGCAGGAGACAUAUUAAGAACACACUUAUAACCAAACUCCCUGACAGAUUCGCCUACCCCAUCCCACACACAACCAGACCUCCAAAGAAGGAUGAGGAGAACGGCAAGAACUACUAUUUCGUUUCCCAUGACCAGAUGAUGCAGGACAUCAGCAACAAUGAGUACUUGGAGUAUGGCAGCCACGAGGAUGCCAUGUACGGGACGCGCCUGGAAACCAUUCGCAAGAUCCACCAGCAGGGGCUCAUCGCCAUACUGGACGUUGAACCUCAGGCCUUAAAGGUCCUGCGGACGGCCGAGUUUGCCCCGUACGUCGUGUUCAUCGCUGCACCAACCAUCACACCAGGCAUUAAUGAGAUGCCCAGGUGGUGUCGAACACUGCCAGACGAGUCACUCCAGCGGCUGCAGAAAGAGUCGGAGAUCCUGCAGAAGACCUACGCACACUAUUUCGACCAGACCAUCAUCAACAACGAGAUUGAUGAGACCAUCAGGCACCUGGAGGAGGCCAUUGACCUGGUGUGCACCACCAGUCAGUGGGUCCCUGUGUCCUGGGUGUACUGACCCGUAACAUCUCAUCCGCCUUCGCGCUCUCUCCCCCUCUUCCACUUCCCGCCAGCAACACCUUGGCCGUCUUGCCCUCUUCAUAACUACAACACCGACACAGAAGACUCUAAUAACAGAAGCCGACAGGGCAGCCCUCUCUACACUGCACUCGAUCGGAACCGACUCAGCGUACUGUGAAAGCGUAACAGCAUUCAAGCGUCGGACUCUUGCCCUCGCAGAUGACCUAGUCUCAUAGUGUUGUAUAAAAACCGAGUAAAAGUGAAUAUUGUCAUGUCUGUACUAGCUAGGAGGCAACAUUUUUGUAGAUGUUUGUUUUAAAGAGACAGUACUGCGUCCCGUCCUCUCAUGUUGGUGCACCUGCAGUAACCCUCCCAUCACGGCUGUUGGAGGACACUGUCUGCAGAUGCAGUAAAAGCACACACACUGCAAUGUCUUUCAUCUGUAGAUGUUUUUUGUUUUGUUUUUCCCCUCUCCAGCUGUUAGUGCAGUCACACGCACCUUUGGACUACCGGGUACUGUCUCUUCUAAAUAAAUCCAUAAAUGGUUUUAGAGAUUUGAAUGAGGUUAUCAUGCAUGUGGACAUUUGCAAGCUUCCAUGCUGUCAGUCAGUGUUCCCCGUGUCCCUCUGUAAACCCUCCGAGAAUUAAAAGAAGACAAAAUAUAUAUAUUACCAGAAAGAAAUUAAAAAAAAAGAAAACAUUCCAGCUCUUUGGAAAAGUGAACUCAACCAAAAGGAAAACAAAUGUUAAAAAUAAACCAAGAGUGACUGAGCCAGAUGUUGACUUGACACCUAUGCACAUCCCUUGCAUUUCAGGUGAUGUUUCUAAAUUUCUAGAAUUAUCGACCAUGUAAGUGAGAUGUGUUUGUAUUUAAAAAAAAAAAAGAAAAAAAAAAAAGGAAGAAAUCUAAUAAAAGUUUUGAUUUUUUUUUUUCUCUUUUUGAUUUAUCGUACACCUAGUUCAGCAUUUGCCAUUUCCAAUCUGUGAUGUCCAAGAGUGUGUUUCAAUCCAGUUUAAAGAGCAGCGAUAGAUGAGAUCUGUCUUGAAACUGUAACCGUGUGCAAAGCAAGUGCACGCUUUACUUUGUGCAGAGCUGACGGCUUCAGAGGAUGAGGAGGCCGUGCGUGCCGCUGAAUAACCACAUACAGUAUAUGAAUAUGACUGCCCCUCGGGUGUAAAUGACUCCACAAUGAUGCAGGUUCUUCGGUAUGAACAGUUUUUUUUUUUUUGUUUUUUUUUAAAAUAUAUUUCCUUUUAUGUGUUGGAAAAUUAAA